AUGGCUGAAAUAAUACAAAAUACUACAUUAGGUACUCGUCGUAAAUUAGAAUUACUUUUACAAGAAAUGGAUACAAUAUGCCGUGAAAUAAUUUUACAAAUGCAUAAUUCAACAUCAUCAAAUAGUAAUAAUAACACUAAUAAUAAUCAAUUGGAUACACAAACAUUAAUUGAUAUGUUAAUUGAACGACAAGAUUAUUUAACACAACAAAUUGUUAUUGUUCGUCAACAUGAAGAAUUAGAACGACAAUUACAAUUGAAACGUGAUGAAAUACUUAAAUGUGAACGUGCAUUACGUUGUUUACAAACAUAUUUAUUACAAGCUGUACAAGUACUUUCAUCAGCUGUUUAUCAAGCCCGUGAAAAGAUAACAAAUAUACGUCAAGCUAAAAGUUUUCCAUCUGAAACAAUUAUUCGUUAUGCACAUCAAUUAGCAACAUGUUAUUCAACAACAGCACCAGAAAAUUGGCAACAAGGAGAUAUUCGACGACCCUAUCCAACAAAUAUGGAUAUGAGACGUGGUCUUCUUGGUCGUAUUAGUGAACAAACAUUACAACAACAACAGCAAUUAGUAAAUAUACCAAAUCCAAUAAUUAAUUCAACAACAGUUGUUGAUUCAUCUGUAUCACAAAAUAUAUCAUCAUCACAAUCAUCAUACACAGCUGUAACAACAGCUGCACGACCACCAAAACAUGAUACAACUUCAUUUGCGUCAGAUAUUUUUUCAGGAUUAAAUGAAGAAGCAAAUAAUAUAAAUCUUUCAUCGAGUGAUACUGAUUCGGAUGAUGAUUUAUUAUGA
Adineta steineri is the source of this 798-nucleotide messenger RNA. The record is from the annotation of a GenBank genome assembly. NCBI's taxonomy places the organism in Eukaryota, Metazoa, Rotifera, Eurotatoria, Adinetida, Adinetidae.